Microstroma glucosiphilum is the source of this 1886-nucleotide messenger RNA. RefSeq lists its product as hypothetical. The record is from RefSeq and is a predicted model, not a curated record. Bases 182 to 1774 code for a protein of 530 amino acids. The transcript is spliced from 3 exons. NCBI's taxonomy places the organism in Eukaryota, Fungi, Basidiomycota, Exobasidiomycetes, Microstromatales, Microstromataceae.
AAUUCCACAAAUACAGACCAACAGCUUCCUCCGUUCAUUCCCGUUCAUACUCUGCAAAAUCAUAUUGGACAAGUCGACCCGUACUAGACACUCUUUUCCGUACUGGCAUCAGUGAAAGCUGCACACAUCACGAACACGACCUCUGUUACGACCUCACGCGACAUCUCUUUUCGACAUCCCGAUGGCCACAUCCGCGACGACCAUGCAUCUACUCAAUGAGUACUACGGGCCCUUUGCCUUUGCAGGUCCGGGCUGGGCGCAGGCCCUUCUUCCCAUUCCACCACAGGUGAGGGAGCUGGCCAUCCUCGAAGAGCAGCGAAGAGCAGGAGGCAGCUGCGAGAUCUUCCUGCGACUACCCAGUGAGGUAUGGACCCUGAUAGCGCAGGAGCUCUGCUGGAUGGGUACAACCGCAACCAAUGGGUCAGCAGCUUUGGCAAGCACUAGCAAGUUCUUCCACCACCUCGCGACUCCCGUCCUCUACUCGUCGCCUAUCCUUCGAGGACCUGCAGCUUUGAAGUCUCUUGUUACUACCUUGAGGUCAACGUCCAGACCCUACUCCCCUUUCAGCGACCUUCACUCUCCCAAAGCCAGCUACGUACACUCGCUGAGCCUGCAAGAUCUUUCGGCUCCAGACUGGCUGAUAGCCCAAGAGCUCGGCCAUCUCCUCGUAUCCUCUGCGCCUACUCUGACAAGUGCCGCGGAAGUUCGUAGAGGUAGACCCCUCCAUCGGAGGCGUACAAGCCGUGAACGUAUGCAGGUCUCACAACUGCGUCGCUACCCACUCCAAACCCUCUCCGUCGAAUGUGCAGGCCGCGAUUUGACGAACGCCAUGCCAUUCUUCCAACAGCUCGAUGUACUCGAGGCAUUCGAGUGGAACACCGCUCCCUGUUGGCUCAUCAGACCUGCUGAGCUGUUUACUGCACUCUUACUGUCGUGGCGCUCGAUGCACACCCUAUCACUCUCGGGCUUCCGGUGGGAUGAGACCUUCCUGACCUCGGUUCUGGGCCAUGGAUCCCUGCGCAAGCUGCACCUGGGCGGCCGUACGAUGAGCUCUUUGCGGGAAGAGACGCUGCGCGGUCUCCUGCUAGCAGUCGCUGAUAGGCCGGAGGAUCCAGCCGAUGCGGAAGAUGAUACCUUUGAGUAUGAGCAGGGGGACCAUAGUUAUGGGCAAUGGGACGACGAGGAUGAACCGAUGGCCUCAUACUCAGACUCGGGCUCGGCUACCUCAAUGUCCUCAUCCCCCGUAGGCUCACUGUCGUCCUCCGUAUCUUCGCUGUCCUUUGGUGGCCGAUCAGACGAUGGUAGCUCUAGUCGGGAGCGACGCUCUGUGGGUACACAUACCGCCAUCACCCCAAUGGGCAUCGCUCUCCCUCUGGUAUCGCUGCCACCGAAGGUGCGCCUGAGGCUAGACGAACUGAUCUUGGCCGAUCUUCCGCCGGGGAAGGGCACCACCUUCACCUCGAUCGCUGACGAGCAGGAAGAGCUCCUGUCCCGAUCUGGCCUCGAGCGGUGGAGAGUGCCUCAGGCCGAGUGGGGCAUGCCGGCAUCGACCCAAUCCUCGCCUGAGGAAGCACCGCAGCGACCGUCGCCUUACCCGAUACAGGCGCCGGCGUCAGGCCAGGGUGAACGAGGUCGAGCGUCUUGGCAAUAUGAGAUUCGCGAUUAUGGUCAGCAGCAGGAGGGGCGCGGGUGGAUGAAGUGGUCUCGGUCAUCUCUGAGCGUGGAAAGGGGCAGCACGGGCAGCUCGCGGCGGAGCAGAGGUGCUUGUUGGUAGGCUCAUCGGGGCGUGGCUAUCAUUGUUCGUGAUUAUAUCUCCAGUCAUUUGCUCUAUACGUGCACCUUGCAGUCCAGUCCCCACUUGGCGUCGCUCUGCCCAUUUAGCCCGC